CCGCCGGCGCCUCCCCGCGCCCGCCCGCCUCCUCCCUCCCUCAGUCCCUGCGGCUCCCCCGGCUUUCGGGGCCCGGGGGUGGCCUGUGGCGCGCGGCAGCCGCGCUGGACUGCGCCUCUUGGACCUUGAGGGGAAACAUGCGUUUGGCGUGGAUCGUUUUGAAUUCUUAGUUUGGGGUCCCCGCCCGCCUGGCUCUUGCGCCCCGUGUGUUUUCCGUAUUUUUUCUUUUUCCUUUUUCCUGAUUUCCUUUUCUUCCUCUCGGUCUCCUUUUUGACUCCCUCCCCCUUUAUGCUAGCCCAGCUCUACCCCGGCUGCUGAGAAGUGGGGGAGGGUCUCGGUCUCCAGGUUCCCGCCCCAUCGGGGCCCGGGCGAGCAUGGGUGGCAAGCAGAGCACGGCGACCCGCUCCCGGGGCCCCUUCCCGGGGGUCUCCACCGAUGACAGCGCCGUGCCCCCGCCCGGAGGGGCGCCCCACUUUGGGCACUACCGGACCGGCAGCGGGGCCAUGGGGCUGCGUAGCCGCUCGGUCAGCUCAGUGGCGGGCAUGGGCAUGGACCCCAGCACGGCCAGCGGAGUGCCCUUUGGCCUCUACACCCCCGCCUCCCGGGGGACUGGCGACUCGGAGAGGGCGCCCGGCGGCGGAGGGUCUGCGUCCGACUCCACCUAUGCCCACGGUAAUGGUUACCAGGAGACGGGCGGCGGUCACCAUAGAGACGGGAUGCUGUACCUGGGCUCCCGAGCCUCGCUGGCGGAUGCUCUACCUCUGCACAUCGCACCCAGGUGGUUCAGCUCGCACAGUGGUUUCAAGUGCCCCAUUUGCUCCAAGUCUGUGGCUUCCGAUGAGAUGGAAAUGCACUUUAUAAUGUGUCUGAGCAAACCUCGCCUCUCCUACAAUGAUGACGUGCUGACUAAAGAUGCGGGUGAGUGUGUGAUCUGCCUGGAGGAACUGCUUCAGGGGGACACGAUAGCCAGACUGCCCUGCCUGUGCAUCUAUCACAAAAGCUGCAUAGACUCGUGGUUUGAAGUGAACAGAUCUUGUCCAGAACACCCUGCGGACUGACCCUGCCGGGCUUGCUUGCUGAAUCCUCUCAAGGGACACACGGCCCCUGCUCUGCGAGAGGCUCAUGGGACACUGGGGCAGAGCUGAGCUUGGGACACCAGUGGGCACGGGCCACUCCUCCUGCACUGACUUGGACAGCGGUUCUCCCUCCUCCCUGAGGACACCAAAUCGCAAGAGAAGAGCGAAUCGACUGCUUUCCUUCCCCUCCCCCCUCAGCCCAGGAGGGAAAGGGCAUUUUCUUUUUCACCUUUGAAAGGCAUUGUGGGUCUGUCUUUAAAGUGUUUACAAAAAAAAAAAAUUAUAUAAAAAAAAAAGUCUAGUGUCGACUGGUGUUUUCCCUCGUGAUGUUUACAGAUUGCUGUUUGCUGCCCAGCCAUAACCCACUCGGUGACAACCGGACAUAGCCACAGCCUCGCCACUAGCGCUCUGACGGCAGGUGGGCACACACAGUCUCAUCCUUUGCCCAGCGCCCGGGUUAGCUCUCUGCAUCUCCACCCUCCCUACUUUGGUUUUUUUUUGUUGUUGUUGUUGUUGUUAUUGUUUUGUUUUCUACUUUUUGCCCAUUUUUCUGGCUGGGUUUUGCACUUUCUUCCCUUCGAGACCCUGACUGAUACCUUGAUUUCUUUGCCAAAACACACAGAUGCCCGUCCAGGGCGCUCUCCCACUUCCCAUCCCAUGUCUUACUCUUUU
Messenger RNA from Octodon degus (degu), 1748 nucleotides. RefSeq names its product zinc and ring finger 1 (gene Znrf1). Bases 375 to 1058 code for a protein of 227 amino acids. The transcript has 5 exons. NCBI's taxonomy places the organism in Eukaryota, Metazoa, Chordata, Mammalia, Rodentia, Octodontidae. The record is from RefSeq and is a predicted model, not a curated record.